Molecule: messenger RNA, 835 nt
Organism: Callorhinchus milii (elephant shark)
Lineage: Eukaryota; Metazoa; Chordata; Chondrichthyes; Chimaeriformes; Callorhinchidae
Gene: fam72a
Product: family with sequence similarity 72 member A
Exons: 4
Coding region: 346-786 (146 amino acids)
Cellular component (GO): cytosol
Source: RefSeq, a predicted model, not a curated record
UGAGACAGUAGUGGAGGAAAGGAUUACUGCAGCUUUUAAAGCCUGGAUUUUUUUUUUCGAAACCAAUAUUGUGGUAUAUUUUCUUAUUAUUCAGCAGCAGUAAUCAAUCUGCCUUUCAUAAAGUGACCCAGAAACACAAGAGUACAGUCAUCGUUUUAUUGGGGACUGGGUUUGGUGAAUAUUAAGCAAUAAAGCGUUAGAGAUUAUUGGCGAGUCAGGAGAUUACAGUGAGAUAGCAGAGUGUAAAUAAAUAAUCACAGUAAAGCGGGUUACGGACAGACUAUCACGAGCUAAAUAAGGCGAAGGCAAGUGAGGUGGCUGCUGGUCACCUAACCUGACUCCGAGAUGCCUACCUCAACGUUUAAGAACAAACUGGUCAUGAUGCUCUGCUGUAAGUUCUGUGAGAGCUCUCUGUGUGCCCGGGGUAUGAGGGCUGUCUUACUGGCAGACACUGACAUUGAGCUCUACUCCACUGACAUCCCACCCACCAGGGCCGUGGACUUUGUGGGUAAUUGUUAUUCCACAGAAAGCUGCAAAUGUAAAAUAAAGGACAUCGCGUGCUUAAAAUGUGGUAACGUGGUAGGUUACCAUGUGGUCAUCCCGUGCAAACCUUGUCUCCUGUCCUGUAACAACGGCCAUUUCUGGAUGUUUCACAGCCAGGUGAUCUGUGCUGUCAACAGGCUGGAUCCCGCUGGUGUGGAGCUGCUGUUGUGGGGGAAUCUGUCAGACACAGAGGCCGAGGAGGAGGAUGAUGACAGCCUGUGUGAAGAGGAGUGUAUCAGAUGAUGGUGUGAACGUGUCACACAGCUUCUCAGCUUCGCAGUUACUUUGCAAU